This is a messenger RNA of Ipomoea triloba (trilobed morning glory), 1730 nucleotides long. Its product is annotated as homeobox protein knotted-1-like LET12. Gene Ontology annotation, molecular function: DNA binding. Gene Ontology annotation, cellular component: nucleus. The transcript has 5 exons. The coding region runs from base 124 to 1320 and encodes 398 amino acids. The record is from RefSeq and is a predicted model, not a curated record. Lineage: Eukaryota; Viridiplantae; Streptophyta; Magnoliopsida; Solanales; Convolvulaceae. Gene Ontology annotation, biological process: regulation of DNA-templated transcription.
AUCGCAUGUGUUUUAAAAAACAAAAACCAAACUAACGUAGUGUAUGUUGUAUAUAUGGUGGAGUAGAGAGAGUAGAGAGGAGACAACGUAACGGAGAUUAGUAGGUAGAGAGUAGAGGUGUCUAUGGCGUUUCAGGAUCAUUUUUCUCAAGAAAUGGGUCUCCAGCAGCAGCAGCAAAACGCGGGCGUUUUGCGGUCUAUGCUACCGGAGCAGCCUUCUCCUUCUCCUUCUCCAAAAUCUCCUCCGCCUUCCACGUGGCUCAACACUACUACUAAUAAUAGCUCCCUCCUCCUCCUCCGCCAGCAGCAGCGCCACCACUUCUCCUCCUCUGACUUCCUCCACCUCCAAACCUCCAACAACAACAACAACUCCGGCGACUCCUCCACCACCUCCAACCACUGGCUGUCUCCCACGGCGGACGUGAAGAAGCACGGCGGCGGAGAGAGCCCCCCCAAUGAAGGUGCAAGUUGGGAGAGGGAUAAGUGCAAGGCCGAGCUUCUGAACCACCCGCUCUACGAUCAAUUGCUGUCGGCUCACGUGUCCUGUCUCAGAAUCGCUACGCCCGUUGACCAGCUCCCCAGAAUCGACGCCCAGCUUGCUCAGUCCCAAAACGUCGUCGCUAAGUACUCCUCCCUUCUCGCCCACACCCAACCUCCCCUUCACGAUAAAGACCUUGAUCAAUUUAUGACACAUUAUGUUCUAUUGCUCUCUUCCUUUAAAGAACAACUACAACAACAUGUCCGAGUCCACGCUAUGGAAGCUGUGAUGGCCUGCUGGGAACUUGAGCAGUCCCUACAGAGCUUAACAGGGGUAGCGCCAGGUGAAGGAACAGGUGCAACAAUGUCUGAUGAUGAGGAUUAUGAGGCAGGGGCAGGGGCAGGGGGGGAUAGUGACACCAACUUUUUUGAUGGAGUAGCAGACACCAUGGGCUUUGGACCUCUGGUGCCUACUGAAACUGAGAGGUCACUCAUGGAGCGGGUGAGACAAGAACUUAAGCAUGACCUCAAACAGGGCUACAAGGAAAAGAUAGCAGACAUCAGAGAGGAAAUUUUGCGGAAAAGAAGAGCAGGGAAGCUGCCGGGUGAUACUACAUCUGUCUUAAAAGCAUGGUGGCAAUCCCAUUCUAAAUGGCCUUAUCCAACAGAGGAAGACAAAGCAAGAUUAGUACAGGAAACUGGCUUGCAACUCAAACAGAUCAACAAUUGGUUCAUUAACCAAAGGAAAAGAAAUUGGCAUAGCAAUCCUUCAUCUUCCUCUUCUUCUCAGAAGACCAAACGCAAGAGUGCAGCUGAAAAAUUGAGCAGCGAGCAUUUCAUGUGAAGGGCCAAAGACAAGGAGAUCAAAGAAAGAAAACAUAUCCUGUCUGUUUUUGUAUCCAAAGCCAUUGCCAAAACUAGUUCACACCAAUACUUAAAGUAGAGGAUACAAGAUUCAACAACCAAGCAUUAUACAAGAAUUGCCACUGCUCACUCGUGUUCACCAAAGGUUUGGCAAAACUAAAAUUAAACCACACACUGAUCAAUUCUAGUUGACUAGACUAGAUUAUGGUACCGUACCGUGUUUUUUGUUAGCACAAGUAGGAGGUGUAGAUUAUGGUUAGGGGCUCCAGGUAGUUUAUAUAAUACUACUAAUGUACUGCAUCAACAAUAUAAACCUACUUUAUUAAGUUGAGAUGAGAUGCACAUAAACUGUUUUAUAUGUGUUCUAUUAAUGCUUAUAUAAUUGAUCCA